Molecule: messenger RNA, 856 nt
Organism: Daucus carota subsp. sativus
Lineage: Eukaryota; Viridiplantae; Streptophyta; Magnoliopsida; Apiales; Apiaceae
Product: nascent polypeptide-associated complex subunit alpha-like protein 2
Exons: 4
Coding region: 66-674 (202 amino acids)
Biological process (GO): protein targeting to membrane
Cellular component (GO): cytoplasm; nascent polypeptide-associated complex
Source: RefSeq, a predicted model, not a curated record
UCAUUAGCAGGUGAUACUACUUCAUCAUCAGAUACACUCGUACUCUCAACGCCAACAUAAUCACAAUGCCAGGUCAAGUCAUCGAAGAGAACGAGAUCAUAGAGAAGCUUGUGGAAGAUGUACCAUUAGUGGAAGACGUGAAGGAGGAUGAUCAUCACGACUCUGACUCUGACUCCGAAUCCGACGACAAGGAAGAUGCCACUCAAGGUGGAAGUGAAAGCUCAAAACAGAGCAGAAGUGAGAAGAAGAGUCGCAAAGCAAUGUUAAAGCUUGGUAUGAAACCUGUGACUGGUGUUAGCAGGGUCACUAUUAAGAGAACAAAAAAUAUAUUGUUUUUCAUCUCAAAGCCUGAUGUCUUCAAAAGCCCAAAUUCUGAGACUUAUAUCAUAUUUGGAGAAGCCAAGAUAGAAGAUUUAAGCUCUCAGUUGCAAACACAGGCUGCCCAACAGUUUAAGAUGCCAGACAUGGGAUCUGUUACGACAAAGUCAGACCCACCUGCUCUAAGUCAAAUUGAUGAGGAAGAGGAAGAAGAAGAGAUUGAUGAAACUGAUGUGAAUGCCCGUGAUAUUGAACUGGUAAUGACACAAGCAGGAGUGUCAAGAAACAAGGCUGUUAAGGCUCUCAAGACUAAUGAUGGUGACAUUGUCAGUGCCAUUAUGGAACUCACUACUUAAGUAAGAUUUUGGUGUUCUUGAUUAGCAAUAAGUCUUCAAUGAUGCCUUUUGAAUUCAUGAACCUGUCUAUUCUAAUUAUCAAGGGUUGUUGCGUGGUUAACUUUUGCUUUUCUUAUUUUGUUGGAUAUCAAACAAAAAGGCUUAUUCUGAAAUUUAAUUUGAUUAGCCUUCGUAUUCCCAAA